Molecule: messenger RNA, 1521 nt
Organism: Caenorhabditis elegans
Lineage: Eukaryota; Metazoa; Nematoda; Chromadorea; Rhabditida; Rhabditidae
Gene: lgc-37
Product: Ligand-Gated ion Channel
Exons: 10
Coding region: 8-1459 (483 amino acids)
Biological process (GO): monoatomic ion transport; regulation of postsynaptic membrane potential; monoatomic ion transmembrane transport
Cellular component (GO): membrane; plasma membrane
Molecular function (GO): monoatomic ion channel activity; extracellular ligand-gated monoatomic ion channel activity; transmembrane signaling receptor activity
Source: RefSeq, marked reviewed
CCAAAUCAUGGUGACCGUAUUCAUAAUUCCCAUCAUUGCUCUAAUCCAUGGACAUCAUUCUCAGGCUGUCAUAGACAUGAAGAGACAACGGUUAAGCAGCCGAAGCACAACUUACAAUCAGACGUUGAUCCGCUAUACCACCAAAGUUUUGGAUACGAUUUUGUUGAAUCAAGACAAGAAUUUUCGACCCGUGAAUCCUGACAACUCUCCACUUCAAGUUGAAGUUGACAUUUCGAUCCGAUCAAUGGGUCCAGUUUCAGAGCAGAAUAUGGAAUUUUCACUGGAUUGCUACUUCCGUCAAAAGUGGCUCGACAGACGUCUCGCGUUCACCCCAAUCAAUCCUUCCAAACCCGAAAUUCCACUGGCCAGCAAGAUGCUAAAAGACAUUUGGAUACCGGAUACAUACAUUAGAAACGGACGAAAAUCAUAUUUACAUACACUAACGGUGCCAAAUAUUCUAUUCAGAGUACGGUCAGAUGGUCAGGUUCAUGUUUCACAAAGACUAACAAUCCGCUCCCGUUGCCAAAUGUUUCUGAAAAAAUUCCCGAUGGAUACACAAGCAUGCCCAAUUGAAGUUGGAUCACUUGGAUACUUUUCAAAGGAUGUAGUGUACAAAUGGAAGGAUGUUGAGCUGGACGCAAAAAUGGGCAACACGUUGAGCCAGUAUCAAGUAUUGUCACUAUCAAAAUCGGAGAGGAAUGUUUCGGAUUUUAGGUUCUCCGAUCGAAACAUCUCUGUUCUCAAUGUAUACUUCAAACUACAACGUCAACAAGGCUACUAUAUCCUUCAAAUCUAUACGCCGUGCACAUUGGUAGUUGUCAUGUCAUGGGUAUCAUUCUGGAUUAAUAAGGAAGCAUCGCCAGCUAGGGUCUCAUUGGGAAUUAUGACUGUGCUGUCAAUGUCCACAAUUGGAUUUGGUCUGCGGACGGAUUUGCCGAAAGUUUCACAUUCUACAGCACUGGAUGUCUAUAUUUUAACCUGUUUCGUCUUUCUUUUCGCUGCAAUGGUGGAAUAUGCAGUGAUAAAUUAUGCGCAAAUUGUAUAUAUUCGGAAACAAAUUCACGACUUAAAAGGUCUCGAGCAGAAUACCGCGAUGGGCCAAAUGUUCACAGCAGGUCUGAUGGGAGCCCGCCGCCGUGACACGAUUCAGGUGGACGAUCUGACUGUGGAGAAGGAAGAAGCUCGGCUUAAAGCAGUUCCAUGGUGGAAGAAACUGUGUUUUAAGGAUGAACAGGGAAAUACUUCAAUGUUCUACCGUAUGGCUGUGAAAGCAGCAAUUGCCAAGAAAACUUUGAGGAAUGGAGAUCCGGCUGAGGUCGUCAACAAAAUCGAUAAUUUCUCGAAACUGGCAUUUCCGACGCUGUACAUCAUAUUCAAUGUAUUUUACUGGGUUGCAUAUCUACAUCUGAUCCCCGAUGAAAUCGAUAGUCUGCCGAAUAUUGCUGGUGGAUUGUAUUGAUUUUUUUAAACAUUGAAGUAAUAAUAAUAAUAAUAAUAGUGAUAAUAAACUUGUGAGAAAAA